Molecule: messenger RNA, 16127 nt
Organism: Musa acuminata AAA Group (dessert banana)
Lineage: Eukaryota; Viridiplantae; Streptophyta; Magnoliopsida; Zingiberales; Musaceae
Exons: 19
Coding region: 100-15900 (5266 amino acids)
Source: RefSeq, a predicted model, not a curated record
AGAGUCUGGAGGAGUAUAAAAGCCUCUUACUUUUUGAGCCCCAUCCAUACUUUUCCCAAGAAGAAGCUCCCCUAGCCAAAUUCCUCCUGAGCUGAUGCAAUGGCAGCUGAAGCUGGAGUGGAGGAAGCCAUCCUAGAAGAGAAGUUGCAACAUCAAUCAGGAGAUUUAGGAUAUGUACAAAAUCCAAGCUCAUUCAUAGAAAAGGAAGUAAUCGAUUCGAAGGAACAUCAAAAUCCAAUUUCAGUUGUUUUUGAUUGCUCUCAAACAAUUGGGCCAAGCCAAACUUAUGGAGCUGAAGCAGCAACAGGUGAAGGCAUUACCAUCGAUGAGAAGGCUAAAAAUGAGAACUUGCACUCCAUUGCUAUUGGAAGACUGGAUAAAUCUGAGGGUGAAGUUUUUGUUGAAGCACCUUCCAGAGAUCAGAUUCCUUUCAGUAAUGAUGCAGAUGUUGAUUUACAUGGUAAUAACUCUGUUGAACGGAAAAAGGAGGAUUUAGAGAGUGCAAUCUUAGUGAAGAAAGAGAGAGAAAAUGAAGUGCAAGAGAGAAAAGAAGAAAGUGCUACUGAAAACAAUCUUUCUUUGAGUGAGAAAAUGCAUGAAAUUGAAAAAAUGGAAAGUCCUGAGGCUGAACAAGUUCAAAAUCAUGGAACUUUGGAAGAUCAAAUUGAAAAUAGAGAACAGGAAAGUGCAGUUGCAAUGACAAGCCCUGAAAAGAUCGACACAAGGGAAAUAACAGAAAAUGAAGAAGUAGCUAGAAAAGAAGAAAGUGCUAAUGAAAACAAUCUUUCUUUGAGUGAGAAAAUGCAUGAAAUUGAAAAAAUGGAAAGUCCUGAGGCUGAACAAGUUCAAAAUCAUGGAACUUUGGAAGAUCAAAUUGAAAAUAGAGAACAGGAAAGUGCAGUUGCAAUGACAAGCCCUGAAAAGAUUGACACAAGGGAAAUAACAGAAAAUGAAGAAGUAGCUAGAAAAGAAGAAAGUGCUACUGAAAACAAUCUUUCUUUGAGUGAGAAAAUGCAUGAAAUUGAAAAAAUGGAAAGUCCUGAGGCUGAACAAGUUCAAAAUCAUGGAACUUUGGAAGAUCAAAUUGAAAAUAGAGAACAGGAAAGUGCAGUUGCAAUGACAAGCCCUGAAAAGAUUGACACAAGGGAAAUAACAGAAAAUGAAGAAGUAGCUAGAAAAGAAGAAAGUGCUACUGAAAACAAUCUUUCUUUGAGUGAGAAAAUGCAUGAAAUUGAAAAAAUGGAAAGUCCUGAGGCUGAACAAGUUCAAAAUCAUGGAACUUUGGAAGAUCAAAUUGAAAAUAGAGAACAGGAAAGUGCAGUUGCAAUGACAAGCCCUGAAAAGUUUGACAGAAGGGAAAUAACAGAAAAUGAAGAAGUAGCUAGAAAAGAAGAAAGUGCUACUGAAAACAAUCUUUCUUUGAGUGAGAAAAUGCAUGAAAUUGAAAAAAUGGAAAGUCCUGAGGCUGAACAAGUUCAAAAUCAUGGAACUUUGGAAGAUCAAAUUGAAAAUAGAGAACAGGAAAGUGCAGUUGCAAUGACAAGCCCUGAAAAGAUUGACACAAGGGAAAUAACAGAAAAUGAAGAAGUAGCUAGAAAGGAAGGUAAAAUUGAACAUUCACUGGACAAGAAGUUGGAAGAAUCCUGUAAAGUUCCAGAGUCAGAAAACGUGAGACAAGAUGUACCUAGACCAGUGUCUGUAAAUGAGCUUCAUUCAUCAACUGCCGAUGACAAAACUGUUCAAGAUCAAGAAAUCACACACACAAGCAAUGAAAAGGAAACUGUGAUUCAGAAGGAGGACGAAAAUGAUGCAAGGAACUUUAAUGCUUCUCCUUAUUCACAUUUACGAAAUCAGAUAGAAUCAAUAACUGAAGAAAGAAAAGCCGAAGAACUUCAAGAGACAUCUGAAGUUGUGCAAAAUAAGGAUCAGUUGCAGGAAAGAGGAAUUUCCCAGGAAGAAAUGGAGCCACACCGUGUAAAUUCUGACAUGCAAUUGUCACAGGCCCAAAAUGAAGAAGUAGAUGAGCAAGAUGAGGCAAAAAUUACACAGACGAAUCAGAAUGAGAGCCAUGAUAUGGAAGUAUCAUUGGGGUUGUUAGGUCAAAACUUUAUACAUGAAAUGAAAGAGAAAAUCAGAGACAUGGAGAUGAUCGCUUAUGGAGGUGAAACCAACGAGGCAGAAGCAAUAAUGACAGAUGAGGCAGAAGCCAGAAUGAAUGUGGAUGAGGAACAAAAGCGAACGGAGGAACAUAAUGAAUUUAAUGAAAUGAAGCAAGAGAAGCAAACCUUUGAAGAUAAUAUGCAGAUUGAUACCUGUCAUGGCACUUUAACCAAGCAUAGUCCAGAUAAUGUCCUGGAGGAUGAUAAGUGCCAAGAAAAGUUUGAAAUUUCCAACAAUGAGAUCCCCGAGAAAAUAAUCAUGUCUAAAAUAGGUGUUUCCAUUGAAGAAGCAGCUGCUGAACCACCAGAGAAAACACAAGUACCACAGGAAGAGGGUGAAGAAGUUGUAACAGCUGAGGAAACAAUAGCCAGAAUAAUCACCGAAGAUCCGAGCAGCAUACCACAUUGUGAAGAUGAAAAGGUCCCUGAAAUGGUCAAUGCAUAUUACAACACUGAAACUUCACAGGAGGAUAACCUGAAAAAGGAUGCAAAAGAUACUCCCACUAAUGACACCCCAAACUUGCAUAAGGUAUAUGAUCCAGCAGUCAGAAAACUUGAAGAAACCCCAAGCUGUGUGGCUGAAGAACUAAUUCAGCAAACAACUACCACCAAAGACAACGUAGAUAUACAGAUGUACAAGGAAAGUACAGAGCCUGAGAACCUUGCAGUCAUCUCAAACUCAAUGAACAAAGACCAAAAUGGUAAAUCUGAAGAGCUUAGGUUCGACAACUCAAGAAAAGAUGAUAAACCUCAGGACGAGGGAGGUAUAGAGAAGACCGCAGGUGACAUUCCUGUAACAGUUUGCAAGAAGCAAGAAGACUCCAAUUCUGUUGCUGAAGAACAGAAUAACCAAACCAAAGACUUUGACGACAACAAAAAAGAUGAUGUCAACCGGGAAAAGAUGGAGUCUGAGAACCUUGAGAUUGCACCAGAUUUGGUACAUGAGGAAAAGAUGCAACAAUCAGUGAAUGAAUUAGAAGCGGAAGGGACUCACAACUUCACAAAUGAUGUUAACCACAAUGACAUGGCUUCACAAAUCCAUGUUGUGUUCCAUGACAAUGAAACUGCAAAAGCAAAGAAUGAUAGUAUCUUAGAUAAUAAAAUGGAUGAAAAUUUCAACAAGUAUGAAUUGGUCAUGGACAACCUUAUCGAGAAGAAUGAACAGCCAUUAAAUUCAGACAGAAAAACUGAUACUUUACAAGUAUCCAGGGAAAUACUUGAAGAAACUUUACAUAUUAUAAAUGAGAAGCAUGAGGAUGAUAAACAUGAAGUGUGCAGAAACAUGGAUCUGAUAGAACAAGAUCCUAUAUCUGAAACUGUUGAAGAGAUAUGCAGAAUGUCUUCAGGAGAACAAAUUCAUGAGGUAAUUGCUGAUAAAAAUAUUAUGAAUUUUGCCAACUCACAGGGCAUAGUAUACAUGAACAAGGAAGUUGGCUCUUCAUCCUUCACACAAAAUCCUCUGGAAGAAAAUACUUUGGGAGCAGCCAUUCUAGAAGAAUCUGAUAAGAAUAUUUAUGAUGAAACAUCAGUUGAGGUAGCUCUGGAAGAUACACAUGAAACAAAAGAAGCUAACAAGAGGAUAGAAGGUUUUGUUUCCACAGAUGAAUUGGCAUAUAAGGUAAGAGGAGUUACCUAUGGUGAGGAGCAAAAGGAAGGUGAAGAGCUCAAUAAAAAAGAUGAACUGAAAGGAGGAGAGGAAACUAUUAAAGAAAUUAGUAGUGCAAUCUCUCCACCAAAUACUAUGGAUGAAUAUUUAGAUCAUGUCCACCAGAAUGAUAAGAGUGAAAAAGAGCAUGAGAAUACCGAGGCUGAGGUCCUUGAGACAACCAUCCUUGCAGAAAUAAAUUCUUCCACCAGAGAACUUGUUGAGGAAAAGGAUCUCCCCAACCAGCAAGAGGAAAGCUUUGAAGAAAAGGCUAAAAUAUGGACACCCCAAGAAGAAGCACUAGUUGGAAGCAAUAUUGCAAAAGCGAGUGACAGUAGAGAGAAUGAAGAUGCAAAGAUAUCUGAUAUCAUCCAUGUAAACAUCAACAAGGAACCCACAAGAGACAAUGACAAAGACAUGAACAAGAGCAUUAGUGAUGUACCUGACACAGACGACUUGGUUGGGCAACACAUACAAGCUGUAAACAAUAACCAAGAAAUAGUCCUGGACUUCAAAUGCAAGGAAAAGAUUGAAGAAGCCACUCACACAAAAGAGAGCACAGUCGCUGACAACAUAGAAGAGGCAUGCCAGAAACUUGAAUCAAUCUCAGAAUUAGUACACCAAUCUAAGACUCCGGAGGGGACUAGUGAAGUGAUGAUGUCUCAGAACUCAAAAAAUGAUGCCAAUCUUAGUGCUGACAUAAUUGAUGCAAGUGAAAUCACAGAAAACAAAGAAUUUGCUAAAAUGGAACAACCACAAGUCAGCCAAGGCAAUGUUGACAUAUUGGCAAAUACGGAGGCUUCAAUUAUCCAGAAGGACCAGAUGAUUAGCAAAUAUGAUGAAGGAAUUUGCAGUAUGCAACAUAAAGAAGAUAGCCUACCAUCAGAAGAUGGCAUUCAAAACACUAAUAUGGAUAAAGGUGAGGAUGAGAAAGACACCAUUGAAGUUUCAUAUGAGGAAGAGAACUUGGGAGGAGACUGCCACGUUGCAGGAUCCGUAAAUACAAGAGAUAACAUACCUAGAGCAGUAUCUGUAGAUGAAUCUCAUCCAACACCAACUACAGAAGACAAAACCUUUCAGGAUCAAGAAAUCACAGACACAGACGACAAAAAGAAAAAUGUGAUUUGGACAGAGGAUGAAAGUGAAGAUAACAACUUUGAUGCUUUUUAUAAACAGUUACCAAGGCAGGAAGACUCAGGAGUUGAAGAAGAAAAUCAUGAAAACCUUGAAUUGACAUUUGAACUGGAGAAAAAUAAGGAUCAGGGCCAGGAAACUUUAGAUGUUCUGGAUGAAAUGGGCCUUCAAAGUGUAGAGUCUGACAUGCAAAUAUUCAAUACUCAAAACGAGGAAGUAAAUGACCAAGAUGAAGCUGAUGACAAUCAUAUGCAAAUGAAUCAGACUGAGUGCCAUGAUGUGGAGGUAUCAUCUGAGGUGAUAGUUCACGAGGUUGUUUUGGAAGAUAAAACAGAUGAGGCAGAAGCAAGAAUGAACCUGGAUGAAGAGAACAAAAAAUACAAUCAAGAUAAUGAACUAAUACAGGGGAAGGAGGCUUCUGAAGACAAUAUGCAGGUUAAUGCCUGUGAUGGCGCUCCAAUAAAUCAAACUCUAAAUGACACCCUGGAGAUAGACAAAUGCAAAGAAAAUAUUGAAAUUUCCUCCAUUGAGAUCACAGAGAAAACAAUCGAGUAUGAAAUAUAUGCUUCUAUUGAAGAAGAUGCUGCUGCUGCUGAAAAGGAACAUUCAGUUAAAUCAAAACUACCUCAAGAAGAGAGUGAAGCAGUUCUAACAACUGAGAAAGCAGUAGCCAGAAUAAGCAUUGAAGAUCCAGGCAGCAUACCAGAUAAUGAAGACGAAAAGGUAUCUGAUGUCAUCCAUGUAAACAUCGACAAGGAACCCACAAGAGACAAUGACAAAGACAAGAACAAUAGCAUUAGUGAUGAACCUGACACAGACGACUUGGUUGGGCAACACAUACAAGCUGUAAAUAAUAACCAAGAAAUAGUCCUGGACUUCGAAUGCAAAGAACAGAUUGAAGAAGCAAGUCACACAAAAGAGAGCACAGUAGCUGACAACAACAUAGAAGAGGCAUGCCAGAAACUUGAAUCAAUCUCAGAAUUAGUACACCAAUCUAAGACUCCAGAGGGGACUAGUGAAGUGAUGAUGUCUCAGAACUCAAAAAAUGAUGCCAAUCUUAGUGCUGACAUAAUUGAUGCAAGUGAAAUCACAGAAAACAAAGAAUUUGCUAAAAUGGAACAACCACAAGUCAGCCAAGGCAAUGUUGACAUAUUGGCAAAUACGGAGGCUUCAAUUAUCCAGGACCAGAUGAUUAGCAAAUAUGAUGAAGGAAUUUGCAGUAUGCAACAUAAAGAGGAUAGCCUACCGUCAGAAGAUGGCAUUCAAAACACUAACAUGGAUAAAGGUGAGGAUGAGAAAGACACCAUUGAAGUUUCACAUGAAGAAGAGAACUUGGGAGGAGACUGCCACGUUGCAGGAUCCGUAAAUACAAGAGAUAACAUACCUAGAGCAGUUUCUGUAGAUGAAUCACAUCCAACACCAACUGCAGAAUACAAAACCUUUCAGGAUCAAGAAAUCACAGACACAGAAGACAAAAAGAAAAAUGUGAUUUGGACAGAGGAUGAAAGUGAAGAUAGCAACUUUGAUGCUUUUUAUGCACAGUUACCAAGGCAGGAAGACUCAAGAGUUGAAGAAGAAAAUCAUGAAAACCUUGAAGUGACAUUUGAACUGGAGAAAAAUAAGGAUCAGGGCCAGGAAACUUUAGAUGUUCUGGAUGACAUGGGCCUUCAUAGUGUAGAGUCUGACAUGCAAAUAUUCAAUACUCAAAACGAGGAAGUAAAUGACCAAGAUGAAGCUGAUGACAAUCAUAUGCAAAUGAAUCAGACUGAGUGCCAUGAUGUGGAGGUAUCAUCUGAGGUGAUAGUUCACGAGGUUGUUUUGGAAGAUAAAACAGAUGAGGCAGAAGCAAGAACGAACCUGGAUGAGGAGAACCAAAAAUACAAUCAAGAUAAUGAACUAAUACAGGGGAAGGAAGCUUCUGAAGACAAUAUGCAGGUUAAUGCCUGUGAUGGCGCUCCAAUAAAUCAAACUCUAAAUGACACCCUGGAGAUAGACAAAUGCAAAGAAAAUAUUGAAAUUUCCUCCAUUGAGAUCACAGAGAAAACAAUCGAGUAUGAAAUAUAUGCUUCUAUUGAAGAAGAUGCUGCUGCUGCUGAAAAGGAACAUUCAGUUAAAUCAAAACUACCUCAAGAAGAGAGUGAAGCAGUUCUAACAACUGAGAAAGCAGUAGCCAGAAUAAGCAUUGAAGAUCCAGGCAGCACACCAGAUAAUGAAGACGAAAAGAACCCUGAAAUACUCAAUUCUUAUAACACUGAAACUGCAAAAGAGGUUCACUUGAAAAAGAGUCUAGAGGAUAAUCCCACUAACAAUGUCCCAACUCUGGAGAAAGUAUAUGAUCCAGUGGUCAGAGAACCUGAAGGAACUCCAUGCUGUGUGGCUGAAGAACUAGCUUAUCAAUCAACCACUACCAAGGACAAUAUGGACAUACAAAUGUACCAGGACACUACGAUGGCUGAGAAGAUUGCUAUCAUCUCAAAUUCAACGAGUGAAAAUCAGAAUGGUAAAUCAGAAGAGACUAGUUUUGACAAUUCAAGAAAAGAUGAUAAACCUCAGGAUGAAGAAGGUUUGGAGAAGAACAUUGGUGAAGUUCCUGAAACCUGGAUCACAAAUGAUGAAAUCCUCAACAAUAUGGCUUCUGAAAUCCACGUUGUGAACAAUGAUCAAGAAACUGCAACUGCAAUUCAAGAAGACUCCAUCAGUUAUGUUGCUAAUGAACAGAUUAACCAAACUACAGACACUGAUGACAAUAAAAAAGAUGAAGCCCACAAGGAAAGGGUGGAAUAUGAAAAGAUUGAGCUUACAACGGACAUGGCGCAUGAGAACCAGAUGCAACAAUCAGAGAGUGAUGAUAACCUCAACAAUAUGGAGGCUUCUGAAAUCCAUGAUGCGAACAAUGACCAAGAAACUGCAACAGCAAAGAAUGACAGUAUCCUAGAAGAUAAAAUGAAUGAAAAUUACAGUAAGCAUGAAUUGAUAAUGGACUGCUUUAUUGAGAAGAAUGAACAAGCCUUAAUUUCAGGCAACAAUGCGGAUACUUCACCAGUGCCCAGAAAAAUGAUUGAAGAAACUUUACAGAUUACAAAUGAGAUGCAUGAAGAUAAUAAAGAUGAACUCUGCAAAGUCAUGGAGCCAGUUGAACAAGAUCCUAUAUCUGAGAAUGGUGAAGAGAUUUGCAGAACAUUUUUGGGAGAACAUAAUCAUGAGGCAAUUGCAGAUACAGAAAAUCUGAAUUUUGUUGACUUGAAAGACACUGUAAACUUGAACGAAAUAGUUGGUUCAUCCUCUGCACAAGAUCCUCUGGAAGAAAAUUCUUGGAGAGCAUCCAGACAAGAAGAAUCUGAUGAAAACAUUUAUGAAAAAGGAAUUCUUGAUGGAGAUCUGAAGGAUGCACAUGAAACAACAGAAGCUACCAUAAGAGUUGAAAACAUUAUUUCUACAAAUGAACAGAAAAAUAAGGUAACAGUAGGAAUUAUCUCCAAUGAGGAGCAAAAGGCGGGUGAAGAAUUCAAUAAAGAAAAUGUAUUGAAACAAGGAGAAGAAAUUAUUAAAGAAGAUAUGGUUAGUGUAAUAGCUCUACCAAAUUUUACUGAGAAAUCCUUAGAUAAUCCCCUUGAGGAUGACAAGAGUAACAAAGAGCAUGAAAAUAUCAAGGCUGAUGUCCUUGAGGUGACCAUUCUUGCUGAAGUAAAUGCGUUCGCUGGAGAACUUGUUGAAGGAAAGGAUCUUUCUGAAGAGCAAGGAGAAAACUUUCAAAAAAAGGCUGAAAUACCCCGAGAGGAAGCACCAGCUGGAACUAGUAUUGCAGAAGCAAGUCGUGAUACCAACAAUGAAGAUGCAAAGGAGGCUUCUGAAAUCAAUGAUGUGAACAAUGACCAAGAAACUGCAACAGCAAAGAAUGACAGUAUCCUAGAAGAUAAAAUGGAUGAAAAUUCCAGUAAGCAUGAAUUGAUAAUGGACUGCUUUAUUGAGAAGAAUGAACAAGCCUUAAUCUCAGGCAACAAUGUGGAUACUUCACCAGUGCCCAGCAAAAUGAUUGAAGAAACUUUACAGAUUACAAAUGAGAUGCAUGAAGAUAAUAAAGAUGAACUUUGCAAAUUCAUGGAGCCAGUUGAACAAGAUCCAAUAUCUGAGAAUGGUGAAGAGAUUUGCAGAACAUUUUUGGGAGAACAUAAUCAUGAGGCAAUUGCAGAUACAGAAAAUCUGAAUUUUGUUGACUUGAAAGACACUGUAAACGUAAGCGAAAUAGUUGGUACAUCCUCUGCACAAGAUCUGCUGGAAGAAAAUUCUUGGAGAGCAUCCAGACAAGAAGAAUCUGAGGAAAACAUUUAUUAUAAAGGAAUUCCUGAUGUAGAUCUGAAUGAUGCACAUGAAACAACAGAAGACAACAAACGAGUCGAAGACAUUAUUUCUACAAACGAACAGAAAAAUAUGGCAACAGUAGGAAUUAGCUCCAAUGAGGAGCAAAAGGUGGGUGAAGAAUUCAAUAAAGAAAAUGAAUUGAAACAAGGAGAAGAAAUUAUUAAAGAAGAUAUGGUUAGUGCAAUAUCACUAUCAAAUUUUACUGAGAAAUCCUUAGAUAAUCCCCUUGAGGAUGACAAGAGUAACAAAGAGCAUGAAAAUAUCACGGCUGAUGUCCUUGAGGCGACCAUUCUUGCCGAAGUAAAUGCUUUUGCUGGAGAACUUGUUGAAGGAAAGGAUCUUUCUGAAGAGCAAGGAGAAAAAUUACAAAAAAAGACUGAAAUACCCCAAGAGGAAGCACCAGCUGGAACUAGUAUUGCAGAAGCAAGUAGUGAUACCAAGAAUGAAGAUGCAAAGAUAUCUGAUGCCGUUCAUGUAAACGACCACAAGGAACCCACAAGAGAAAAUGAUGAAGAUAUGAACAAUAGCAUUAGUGAUGUACCUGACACAGAUCAGUUGGUUGGGCUAUACAUACAAGGUGCAAACAAUAACCAAGAAAUAGUCCUGGACUCUGAAUGCAAAGACAGCACAGUAGAAGAGUCAUGCCAGAAACUUGAAUCAAUCUCAGAAGUAGUACACCAAUCUAUAACUCACAAGGGGACUAGCGAAUUAAUAAUGUCUGAGAACUCAGAAAAUCAUGCUAAUCUUAGCCCUGAAAUAGUUGAUGCAAGUGAAAUCAUAGAAAACAAAGAAUCUAGAAUAGAACAACCACAAGUCAGCCAGGGAAAUAUCGACAUCUUGGCAGACACAGAGGCUCCAAUCAUUCAGAAGGACCAGGUGAUGACCAAAUAUGAAGAAGGAACUUGCAGUAUGCCACAUGAAGAGAAUAGUCUUCCAACAGAAGGUGACAUUCAAGACAGUAACCUGGAUAAAGGUGAGGAUGAGAAAGAUACAAUUGAAGUUUUACACGAAAAAGAGAACUUGGAAGGAGACUGCCAGGUCGCAGAAUCAGUUAAUACAAGAGACAACAUACCUAGAGCAGUGUCUGUAGAUGAGUCUCAUCCAGUACCAACUGCUGAAGACAAAACUUUUCAGGAUCAAGAAAUCACACACACAGAAAAUAAAAAGGAAAAUGCGAUUCAGAAAGUGGAGAAAAGUGAUGUUAGCAACUCUGAUGCUUCUUAUUAUUUGCAGUUACCAAAACAGGAAGAUUCAACAACGGAAGAAAGAAAUUCUGAAAAACUUCAGGAGAUAUUUGAACUGGUGCCGAAAACAGAUCAGUUCCAGGAAAAAGUUGCUCUGAAUGAAAUGGAGCUUCAUACUGUUAAGUCUGAUGUGCAAAUAUUCCACACACAGAAUGAGGAAGUAAAUGACCAAGAUAAGGCUGAUGACAAAUAUACACAAAAGAAUCAGAAUCAGAAUGAAGAAACAGAAAAUAACAGAAGCAAGAUAAUGAUUGCUUUGGAAGAUGAGACAGAUGAGGCAGGAGCAAGGAUGAAUUUGGAUGAAGAGAAAAAGAAACAUAAUGAAGACAAUGAACUGAAACAGGAGAAGCAAGCUUCCGAGGAAAAUAUGCAGAUGAAGACCUGUGAUGAAACUCCAACUGAUCAAACCCUAGAUGACGUCCAAGAGAAAGAAGUGUGCAAAGCAACCGUAGAAGUUUCCUCCAUUGAGAUCCCAGAUAAAAUACUCAAGUAUGAAAUAGGUACAUCCAUUUUAGAAGUUGCUGCUGCUGCUGAAAAGGAACAUUCAGAGAAAUCAGAGCUACGUCAAGUAGAUGAAGCAGUUCUAACAUCUGAGAGAGAAGUAACCAGGACAAACACUGAAGAUCCAAGCAGCAUACCAGAUUUUGAAGAUGAAAAGGUUCCUGAAAUGGCAAGUAUUUAUCAUGACAACGAAACUACAAAGGUAAUGGACGGAGGUAACCUGGAACAGAAUGUAGAAGCAGCUCCAACUAGUGAUAUCCCAGUUUUGCAGAGCAUACAUGAUCAAGUGGCUAAAGAAACUGAAGAAACACUAAACUGUGUGGCUGAAGAACUAAUUCAUCAAACCACCACAACCCAGGACAAUAUAGACAUUGACACAUACAAGGGAAGUACAGAGGCUGAGAAGCUUUUCAUUUCAAACUCGGUGAAGGAAGAAUGCAAUUAUAAAUCAGAAGAGAUUGACCUAGACAACUUAAGAAAAGAUGACACAACUCAGGUCUAUGAGAUCCACGACAGAGAGAAUGACCAAGAAACUGCAAAAGCAAAGGAUGACAACAUUCUAGAAAAUAACAUGGAGGAUGAUUCCAAUAAGUACGAAAUGGUCAUGGACAGCCUUAUCCAGAAGAAUGAACAAGCUGCAAACUUGGACAAGAACAUUGGCACUUCACUAAUGCCCAAAAAGUUUAUUGAAGAAACUGUGCAGAUUAGAAAUGAGAUGCAUGAGGAUGGUAAUGAUUCAGUAAGUGAAAAUAUGGAUCUAAUUGAACAACAUCUAGUGUCGAGGAGCGUGGAAGAGCUUUAUAAAGCAUUUUCAGGAGAACAGAAUCAUGAGGCGAUUGCUGAUACAGAAAUUACAGAUGUUGUUAACUCACUAGACAAUGUGAACAUGGAUAGAAUAGUUGGUUCUUUAUACUCCACACAAACCCCUUUGGAAAAAACAACUGGGAAAGCAUCUAGUCCACAAGAAUCUCUUGACGCAGAUCUAGAGGAUAAACAUGAAAAAGUAGAAGCUAACAAAGGUAUGGAAUGUGUUGUUUCUAAUGAUGAACAGACAAACAAGUUGAUGGUAGAAGGUACUUCUAUUGAGGAGCAAAAGGAAGGUGAAGAGAUCAAUAAGAAAAAUGAAUUGAAUCAACAGGAAGAUUCUUUAAUGAUGGUAGAAGGUACCUCUAUCGAGGAGCAAAAGGAAGGUGAAGAGCUCAAUAAGAAAAAUGAAUUGAAUCAACAGGAAGAAACUAUUAAAGAAGAUAUGGAUAGUGAGAUCUUUCUAGAAAAUACAACUGAGCAAUUUCCACAAAAUGUCAUCAAGAAUGACACGGCUGAGGUCCUUGACACAACCAUCUCGGCUGAAGUAAAUGCUUCCACUAGAGAACUUACCGAACAAAAGGACCCUCCAAAGGAGCAAGAGAAAAGCCUUCAGGAAAAGGCUGGAGUAUGUACACCCCAGGAAGAAGCACAAGUUGGAAUUGGCGUCGCACAUUUGAGUGACAAUCCUGAUAAAAAAGAUGAAAAGGAUUGCAGAAUGACACAGAAAAUGGAGUUUCAAGCUACGGAAUCUGAACUAACCGCUACAAGUCAGCAUGUAGUAAGAAAAACUACAAAAGAUCAGGAAGCAGUCAAAGACAUUGAUGAAAAGGUUGAAUUGCAACAUGCCAUUUUUAAACACACUGAAUCUUCAGCACAUGGAAAGUUAGAGACAACAACUGAGACAGGACUUGUUGAAGUCGAGCCAUCUUGUGAUGAAAACAUUUCUGAUGCAAGAGAAGAUUCUUUAUGUACAAUGGAAGCUUCAGAUAUGAAUACCAUUCAGAUAAACAUCGCUGAAGUAACUUCCGAAGCUCAUAAAAAUGUUUCAAGAGAAGAUAAUGAAACAAAGGAAACAGCUUUGUUGGAGAAUGAAAACAGAAAAGAGCAGGAAGUUGACAAGUGCUUGCUAUCUAACAAAACAAAAAACGAGGAAGAGGAAAGAAAUUAUUUAAACCCUCCUGAGGUGAAAGUUUCUGGGAAAAUCUACACAAAUGAGUGCAUUGAGGACAGAACACAAGAGAAGAAAAUUAAAGAAAGUGGCUCACAGGUUGAAAGCAUGAAGGAUGUGGAAACUGAAAAUGUCCUCAACAUUUUUUAUGCAAUGGAUGAGAUUAACAAGGAAAAUAAGUCAGUAAUGGACGCAGAAAAUAAUGAGGACCAGGAAUAUGAAACAAGAUUAGAAUCAGAGGAAGAUGAAGACAAAGAGGAAGAUAAUAUACAACCAGACAUGAAAGUUUAUGAAGCAGCCACUACCAGUGAGUAUAACGAGGAAAAUAUCAAAGAAAAAACCACUGUAAAAAGUGUUUCAGAAAAUCAGAAGUUGGAGGAUGUGGAAGCCAAAAACCCCAUUUAUAUGGUUCCAGAUGAGCUUGAAAUAGCAGAUAAAGAUACAUGUACUGAUGAAGAAAGACAAGGAGAACAACUAAAUCGUGCAGACCUCGAAGAAAAAUUUGAGAAAAAUAAGGAUAGGGCUCGUAAAGCAGUUGAGGAAGUGGGGCCAUUCAGUUCUAAUGAGCAAAUUCAUGCUUGUGAUGCAACAGAUAAUUUAAGUCCUCAAGAACAGAUCACGAAAAUAGUGGAUUCAGAUAUGACUAUAGAAGACAAUCACAGAAAGAUGGUUGAUGACCCAUGCAUCACUGCUGAAUUUCAUGAAGAAAUGAAAAAUGUGGCAAAAUUUCUUCCACAAAUGGAAACACUGGAUUUUAAAUCCCUUAAGGAGACAGAAACUUCUGAAAAUUUUGUCUCACAAGAUGUGAGAGGAUCAGGGCAAAAUGAAAUAUCAGAUUUGAAUUUUCAGGAUUAUCCAAGAAAAGUCAUGAAGCUUCAACAACAAUCAGACGAGGAGGUUGACAGAUUGAAGAUAGAAUAUCCAAAUGUAGAAAAUGAGAAUAUCAUAGCUGACGACAAUACUGUUCCAGAACCUGAAGUUUCUGGUGUAAAAGAUGCAGCUAGUGAACAUAUUAAGGAAAACAACGAUGAAUCAAAUGAUAUGGAGCCAAAGGAUAUGUUGGAGGCUAAGAGAUCUGUUACUAUACCACAGCAGAGCCAGAAGAAAAUGAUCAACAACUCUGACAACAUCUCAUCAGAUCAAGGUCCCAUUAUCAUGGAUCCAUCUGAGAAGAGAGGAACCACAACAUUAAUAGAUGAGGAAGAAAGGAAUGGUUCAUUUGUCAUAAUUGAGACAGAUGGAGAAGUCAUAAAAUAUGGAGACAAGGAUCUUGAUGAAGUUUCUGAGUUUUUUAUCAGAGAAUCCGCUGAGGGGAACAUUGAGACCCAAGCAAUGCAUGUAGAAGCUGCAAAUGGUGUUGGUAUAAAUGAGACAGGUGAAAAGUGUCAUGAUGAAACCUCCAUCUCUCUGUUGCCAUCUGAGGCCAUUGUAACCAGAGACCAAGACGAUAGGGUGAAUCUAGAAGAAACUUUGAAGUCAGAAUCUGAUGUAAGCAUUGCCGAAAAGGAUGACCAUUCAGUGGAAUUCAGAGAGAAUAAGGAACUUUUAGGAAACUUAUCCACCACACAAGCAACAGAAACAAGCAUAUUAGAAGAUGAAAAGGAUAGAUUGGAAGAAGCAGAAGGACCAAGUUGUGAAGUUGCAGGCUUGAAUAGAUCAAAAAGUGAGGAGUAUGAACUAAUUGACCAUGAUGAUUUGCCUGUUUCACAUUUGAUGGAAGGAAUCUUGCAAGGUAAACGUGCCAAGCUUGGUGGUGUGGAGGCUGAAGCUAAGGUAGAAGAGAACAUCUCUGUUCAAAACUAUGACACCAGCAUCCCAAAACAAGAUAGCAUUUUGGUCUCACGGUCAACUGAACAUGUCAGAGAAGAUACAAGCACAAUGGAAGACAAAGUUGGUAAAUUUGAAGACAGUUCAGGUCUAAUGCUAGAAUGCAGCCAUGACAAUGUUAUUGGAAAUAAUACAAAAGAGUUGAUUGUAACGGAGGAUGAAAGGCCAGAAAGAAAUACUAAUGAUGAUUCGCCAGCAUCAAAAGUGGGUGGAAAUGUAUAUGAGGACUUCUCAAAAGCAGAUUCUUUGCAUCAUGAUGAGAAGAUUCAGACAAGCAUUAUUGGAAAGACCAGCGGAAUCCCAAUGCACGAGGACAGGGAGAACAAAAUGGAUAUUUUUUCAAAAGAAGGUGGAAUAGAAGACAUGAGAAUUUUUAAGGGGGUUGAAAAGAUAGACCAAGAUUCCAAUGCACUGUUACAUGAACAACUAGCUUUCACAUCUGAACCAGAUGAGGAUGCAAAGAUUUUGGAUAAAGGUGAACAAAGUCAACUGAAUCUUCAAACUGAUGAAAUUGGGAAGUACGACUCUUUGAUCAUUGAUAAUACAAUAGAAGGUACAAAGAUUCAGUCCAAAGGUGUAAAAAUUGAGUCAAGCAGAGAGAAUCAAGAUGCAAUAAAUGAACUUCGAAUUCAAAAUGUGAAAAGUGAUCUAAAUGAACAAUACAUGUCAUUUGACUCACAUGAGGUCCAGAAAUUAGAUACCUUUGUGAAAUCUACUGAUAAAGUUGUUCAGGAGGAAAAGUUCAAGGAGGAAAUAAGCCCAAAAGUUCUCAUGGAUGAAAGGCAAACUAACAAGACAACAGACACCCAUUUGGAUGAUGAUAAAACUGAUGAAGAAAAUGAUGAGAAGGAAGAUGAAGAUGACCAUAAAAUAAUGGAGUCUAGCCAUGAUUCAGCAGUUCCUGUGGAAGCCCGAGAUGCAGUGCUGAAGCCAGCACAUAAGAAAUCUCAUAACAUUUUAUCAGGUGUUGGAUCAAAGGUCAAACGGUCAAUUGCAAAAGUUAAGAAAGUGAUCACAGGGAAGUCUUCCCACUCAAAGACAUUGCCACCACCAUAAAACAAAUGCAUCAGCUGAUGAACUUGGAGCAUGUUUUGGGAUGUAAUGAUGGAUUUUCUUUAGACUGUAUUAUAUGUUAGUAUGGCAGAUCUAGUGGCUUUAUCUGUUUAAUUAUGUACUUUACUAUUUAAAUUCAACAAGUACUCUUAGUUAAAAUAGUCUAAGUGUGGUACCACCUUCAAGAUGUUGAGCAUUCAGUAUUGUAGUAAAAUUUCCAGCUGAGUGCA